UGAAAUGAGCCGGCAUUUGGCCACUUUAGAUCAACUGUUCUUGAAGUCGGAUGAUGGCAGAAAAUACAAGGGACGUAUGCCCCAUCACAUCGAUGGUUUGCUACAAUUAGCUUCUGGUCUCGAAUACAUCCAUUCAAAUAAUAUAGUUCAUGGAGACAUCAAACCCGAAAAUGUCCUGAUUGUGGCGGGACCUGUUGGCCAAGAUGAGAUAAUCCUCAAAUGGACAAAUUUUGGACUGAUCAGAAGUGUCAGUGAAGCAAGGCAAAAUAGUCUUAUCAGAAGAAAUAAGGCAUGGUUAGCCCCCGAGUUGCUUCAGUUGACAAGACAUAUGGAAAACGUAGAGGAAACAAGUUAUCAAGAAAGCGUCAAAAGCGACGUUUUUGCACUGGCACUUCUUUUCGGUAGUCUACUCUUAAACGGCGAACAUCUCUACGGUUCCACCGAAAAUGAAAUUGCCGACAACAUCGUUAAAGGGAAUCCCAUCAACAUGCAAAAAAUGGAUGGAAAAUUACGCGACUGUUACGAGAAGGACCUAUUGGCACGUAUGUUGAAAACCAACCCUGAUGAAAGAAUGACAUCGCAAGAAGUUGUCGUUCAAUUGCACUCGAUCAAGGAUAAGCUGACUGGAAAAGAAAAAGAAUUGCUUGAAUUGUGUGGGCGUGAUUCGCGAUUGGAUCUCACGGGAAAAAUAAAAGAAUUAAUUCAGUUCGGAAUUAACGUGAACGCAAAGGACAAAGACGGAACGAAUGCGCUCCACCUUUUGUGUCGGUAUUAUUCAAACCCAAAAUUAACCGACGCAAUUCAACUCUUAAUCGGAAACGGAAUCGACGUGAAUGCAAGGGACAAUGAUGGAAUGAACGCCAUUCAUUAUCUGUGUCAAUACCGUUCAAGCCAAAACUUAAUCGGCUCAAUUCAAAUCUUGAUUCAAUCCAGAAUCGAUGCAAAGGCAGUAACCAACGAUGGAUCGAAUGCGCUCCAUUAUUUAUGUCGAGACAAUUCAACCCCAAAUUUAGUCGACGCAGUUGGUAUUUUGACUAAAUUCGGACUGGAUGUGAUGAUGCCGGACAACGCUGGAUGGAGUGCGUUUUAUUAUUCGCGUAACAAAGUUAACGAAGAGAUGAAAAUUUGGUUCGACCGCCAAAAACCAAUAGGGGAAGGUGGCUUUGGUGUAGUAUACAAAGGGAAGUUCGGAGGUCGUGAAGUCGCAGUAAAAAGAGUUGAAAUGCGUCAUGUGGACAAAAGAGAAGAAGACGCAAUGCUAAAAUUGGAUCAUCCGAACAUCGUCAAACUUCUUCAUUAUGAAACGGACAACGACUUUAUGUACUACGCAUUGGAAUUAUGUGUCGCUUCUUUAGAUCAACUUUUUCUGAAGUCGGAUAACCCCAAAAAAUACAACGAACGUAUGCCACCUCCUAUCGAAAUAUUCCGGCAAUUAGUUACAGGCUUGGCAUACAUCCAUUCCAUGAACUUAAUUCAUCGAGACAUUAAACCGGAAAAUAUCCUCAUUAUGCGAAAGCCUGGAAAAAUUGAAGAGAUAAUAAUGAAAUGGUCUGAUUUUGGACUGGCCAAAUCCGUAAACGAAAAGGGACUUCACUCGUGGUCUGGCGUGAAGGGAACGAGAAAAUGGUACGCACCCGAAGUGCUGAAAAAACUCAUUAACGAAGAAAAGGCGAAAAACAAAGAGUUUUGGGGCACCGUUAAGAGCGAUGUGUUUGUCCUUGGCCUCGUCUUUGGUUAUAUUUUCUUGGAGGGAGAGCAUCUAUUCGGCUCAAGUGAAACCGAAAUUCACUUAAAUAUAACUAGAAACGAUCCGGUGAAUAUGAAGGGUAAUCCCAAUUAA
Molecule: messenger RNA, 1840 nt
Organism: Daphnia carinata
Lineage: Eukaryota; Metazoa; Arthropoda; Branchiopoda; Diplostraca; Daphniidae
Product: triple functional domain protein-like
Exons: 4
Coding region: 5-1840 (611 amino acids)
Biological process (GO): IRE1-mediated unfolded protein response; intrinsic apoptotic signaling pathway in response to endoplasmic reticulum stress; protein phosphorylation
Cellular component (GO): IRE1-TRAF2-ASK1 complex
Molecular function (GO): ATP binding; protein serine/threonine kinase activity; RNA endonuclease activity
Source: RefSeq, a predicted model, not a curated record